Messenger RNA from Limulus polyphemus (Atlantic horseshoe crab), 2014 nucleotides. RefSeq names its product succinate--CoA ligase [ADP/GDP-forming] subunit alpha, mitochondrial-like. Gene Ontology annotation, cellular component: succinate-CoA ligase complex (ADP-forming); mitochondrion. Gene Ontology annotation, molecular function: succinate-CoA ligase (ADP-forming) activity; succinate-CoA ligase (GDP-forming) activity. Gene Ontology annotation, biological process: tricarboxylic acid cycle. Bases 46 to 1029 code for a protein of 327 amino acids. The record is from RefSeq and is a predicted model, not a curated record. NCBI's taxonomy places the organism in Eukaryota, Metazoa, Arthropoda, Merostomata, Xiphosura, Limulidae. The transcript has 8 exons.
UUUUACUUGUCCUCUACCGGUAAUCCUUUAUAAUAUACGGGCAUCAUGGCGAUUGUAUUGAAGAAUUUAGCAAGACAAGCUCCAGUUAGACACUUGGGAGUUCGAAGUUGUUAUACGAUGACCCGCAGUAAUUUGAUGAUUAAACAAGACACCAAAGUUAUUUGUCAAGGGUUUACAGGAAAACAGGGUACUUUUCACAGUCAGCAAGCUUUAGAAUAUGGAACCCAACUGGUUGCAGGAGUUUCCCCAGGAAAAGGAGGAAAAAAGCAUCUAGGAGUUCCAGUUUUUGACAGUGUGAAAGAGGCUGUUGCAGAAACUGGUGCCACAGCAUCUGUAAUCUAUGUCCCAGCACCAUUUGCAGCAAAAGCUAUUGAUGAAGCUAUAGAUGCAGAGGUUCCACUGGUGGUAUGUAUAACUGAAGGUAUUCCCCAGUUGGACAUGGUCAGAAUUAAGCAUCGUCUUCUACAACAGUCAAAAACCAGAUUGAUUGGGCCCAACUGUCCUGGUAUCAUAAAGCCAGGAGAGUGCAAGAUUGGAAUUAUGCCAGGACACAUACAUGAGAAAGGAAAAAUUGCUAUUGUAUCACGGUCUGGAACUCUUACUUAUGAAGCUGUACAUCAAACAACCCAAGUAGGCUUGGGACAAACAUUAUGUGUUGGAAUUGGUGGAGAUCCUUUCAAUGGGACAAACUUCAGAGAUUGUCUUGAAGUAUUUCUUAAUGAUCCAGAAACUAAAGGCAUAAUUCUUAUUGGUGAGAUUGGUGGUGGAGCCGAGGAAAGAGCAGCAGAAUAUUUAAUGGAUCACAAUAAGGGUAGUAAUUCUGCUAAACCUGUGGUAUCCUUUAUUGCUGGGCUAACUGCACCUCCAGGAAGAAGAAUGGGGCAUGCUGGAGCUAUUAUUGCUGGAGGGAAAGGUGGUGCAAAGGAGAAGAUCGAAGCUUUGAAGGCAGCUGAUGUAAUUGUCACGAAAUCUCCUGCACAAAUGGGGGCAGUAAUGUAUCAAGAGAUGCAGAAGCGAGGCAUAGCUUGAAGAUUAGAUGCCGUAGAUGUCUUGAAAUUACCAGUAGAGGAAUGCUUGUUGUCACAUUAUCCGAGAGUAACAUAACUAUUGCAAACUUAGUGUAAAUGAAAUAAUGUGUAAACCAAUAUUUUUACCCAUCUUUUUUGUUGCUGUUUGGUAGAUAUGACAAAAUUACCGACUGUGAUGGAUAUUAGUAUAUUAUUAUUUUGUUAAUUUUAAUUUCUCUUCUGAAAGCAGGUUUAGUUUGAAACAUUUGGUAGUAUUAAAUCAUUUAAAUUUAUUUUUAUAUUAUUACUCAUGCAUUCACUUGGAAAGUAGUCAUUUUAUUAUUUAUUAAAGAUACCAGUGAUAUAGGUUUGUUUUGUGACUUUGUUUAAUAUUUUUUAACUUUACACUGGGAUGUUUUAUGGUUGGGAAGUGUUUAAUCACAAGUAAUUUGUAUUAUAUUUAUGAAGUAAAUAAAUAAUAUAAUUUUUCUCAUUAUGUAUUUGCAUCACUUUGAAUAAAAUUUUAAUGCAAAUAUUUUUAAUUUUCUAGAAUAAAAUAAACAAUUUAUUUCAAUUAACCUCCAAUCUAUAUGGUAAGUCAUAUUCCACAAAGAAGUUUCAUAAGCUUAAAAACAAGUAUGUACUUCACCAAUCAAUGAAAUGUUCAAAUAUUUACUAUAAAAUUUUUUUCAUUAUGAUGAUGCAUAUCCUUGACAGUAGCUUUUUUUUUGUCAUCAAAUACACAGAUCACUGCUAUUCAAAAUUAAGACAAAUAUUAAGGUUUACUUUCCUGAGAAUUCUCAAUAAAAUAUUCUAGAAUACAAUGAUUAAUUUUGCUACUGUUUAUUCUGUAUGUCAAGGCAUUAGACUGUUGCUUAUAGGAGGAGUAUCUUAACUUAGAGUUUGGUAUUUCAAACUUGAUUUGUUGUAAGUAAUGUAUCUGCUGAAUGAUGGUACUAAUUGUAGAAUGAUGUUUUUGAAUGUAUAUAAAAGACUAACAAACUAAA